Messenger RNA from Amphiprion ocellaris (clown anemonefish), 5367 nucleotides. It is a transcript of the gene prkd3, whose product is annotated as protein kinase D3. NCBI's taxonomy places the organism in Eukaryota, Metazoa, Chordata, Actinopteri, Pomacentridae. Bases 1241 to 3913 code for a protein of 890 amino acids. The record is from RefSeq and is a predicted model, not a curated record. Gene Ontology annotation, biological process: protein phosphorylation. The transcript is spliced from 19 exons. Gene Ontology annotation, molecular function: ATP binding; protein serine/threonine kinase activity.
AGCUGACAGAUAACACGUAAGCAUCAUUGCAAAAUCAGGCCCUUCCUGUUUUUUUCCUUGCCAAUCCUUAGAAGUUCCAGGUAGUUGCAGAGAACAUAAAACUCCGUAUGUACUCCAGGAAAUCGACCUUUUUUAAAUGAAGUGAAAGCAAUAGCCACAGACAAAUUCAUCCAGUAAGCUCAAGUUGAGCUGUUCAUGGAUGAAGAGAAAGAAACAGAACAAACUGAAAGUCAACAGACAAUCUGUUGCUUUGAUGUACUUUUAUUUAAAUAAAGUCAGUUUAUUCCCCAUUUAACUCUGUAUUUAAACUCUUAAGGGGCUGCUGAGGGCUCAAUGUAUUACUAAACGAUCCGGGUCAUGUGGAAUAAAGUAUUUUUUCUUGGCAUGGCCAAGUUGAAAUAACGGAAAAGAAAGGCACAGGCGCAUUGGUUGGAGCUCCAUUGGAGGCGCCAUUGCUUCACCACGGACUGUAGUUCAAGUUUUCCUCCCCACACAUGGAAAGUCGGUUAUGCGGAGAUAAUAAAAGACUCCAAGCCCCAGAGACGGUCGCUGCUCAUUUUCUCGUCAAGCAGGGGGAGUAGUCACAGCUGGAAGGAUAAUAAGAUGCGCAUGAAUUUACAAACUGGAAUAAAAGAUAAGAGAAAAUAAAUGGACGGCACGGUUAGUCUCAGCGAGUCUGUGUGCAAAACUACACUCGGUGUUUGUCAUGUGUAGGCUGCGGCGCUGUGCUUUUGUGCGCGACUUCAAAAAAAAGUGUAGAAGAAUAAACGUUCAGACUCCGCUUUCCUCAGUGGAUGGAGUUAAAAAGUUUCUUCAGUGCUCUCACAAUGGAAAGAAAAGCGCCCUUCGCCGAGAGUGAAGUGACAGGCUUCCUGUGGUCAGAGUGGAUUACUGACUUCAGUAAGGAGAAGGAGCAAAACUCCAGGAUAUGAAGUUUGUUGCAGUGAUCUUACUGCAGAGGUCUGCGGAUUGCUCAGAGACUUUUUCUCCAUCACCUGCCCAUCUAGUGAAUGAGCGUGCAUUGUGCGAGCUCAGGUGGGUGGAUAGGUUAUUAUCCUCUUAAUUUCUAGAAGAAAAUGCCGCUUUAAUACAAGCAUACAGUGUCGAGUCACUACUACUGAUGAGGACUAAAGAUUCCCCAUACGAGUCACUCCGCAGAGGUCCAGCUGUGCUUUUUUCCACCAGCACUCAGUGAAUUCUCCACUAUUCAGCAUUUCACGUCGCAACUGGAAGAAACCCAAUGUCUGCCUCCUCUCCCCCGUCCUUACCUCGAGCCUUCCUCCACUCUCUCCAUCCGCACCACCCGUCAUCCGCCCUGACGCCGAGCUCACCCGGACCGCUCUACACGCGGCUGUCCAACGGCAGUCACACCGCCCCCAGCCCCACCAACUCCCGCAGCUCUUUCCAUGGGGUGUCCUUCCUGCUGCAGAUCGGACUGACCAGAGAGACGGUGAACCUGGAGGCCAGUGACCUGUCGCUGUCGGCUGUCAAGGACCUGGUGUGCUCCAUAGUGGAUCAGAAGUUCCCAGAGUGUGGCUUCUUUGGCAUGUACGACAAAAUCCUGCUGUUCCGCCACAACUUAAAUGACGAAAACAUCCUGCAGAGGCUGACCUCAGUAGAAGACAUCCAUGAAGGAGACCUCAUCGAGGUGGUCCUCUCCGCUCAAGCCACAGUUGAAGACUUCCAGAUCCGACCCCAUGCCCUCUAUGUCCACUCCUACAAGGCCCCCACCUUUUGUGACUACUGUGGGGAGAUGUUAUGGGGUCUCGUCCGUCAGGGGCUCAAAUGUGAAGGGUGUGGGCUAAAUUACCACAAGCGCUGUGCCUUCAAGAUCCCAAAUAACUGUACUGGUGUCAGGAAAAGGCGAUUGUCCAAUGUUUCACUGCCCGGACCAUCUCUAUCUGUCCCCCGACCGAUACCUGCUGAAAAUGCAGUCGUUGUCCUGGAUGAGCAGCAGAGGUCCCAUCAGGAGGCAGGGAAGCGCAUCCUGUCCUGGAGCGGCAGGCCUAUCUGGAUGGACAGGAUGGAGAAGACGCGGGUUAAGGUGCCACACACCUUUGCCAUUCACACCUACACUCGUCCGACUAUCUGCCAGUACUGCAAGCGCCUGCUCAAGGGUCUCUUUCGCCAGGGCAUGCAGUGUAAAGAUUGCAGAUUCAAUUGCCAUAAGAGAUGCGCUUCAAAGGUACCAAGGGACUGCUUAGGAGAGGUAGACUUCAAUGGAGAGCCAGCUAGCCCUGGGCCAGACUCAGACACAACCAUGGAUACCAUGGAGGUAGACAGCAGUGAUAUGGAUGGUGGCAGAUCACUGGACGAUCCAGAAGAACCUUCCACCCCAGAUGAGAGGAUGUUCGACAUGGAUUCUCCUUUGUUGGAUAGAGAGAAGGACGAAGAGCCCAUCAAGACUAUUAGCCCUUCCACUGGCAGCAACAUCCCUCUGAUGCGGGUGGUCCAGUCCAUCAAACACACCAAGAGGCGGAGCUCCACUGUGGUGAAGGAGGGCUGGAUGGUUCAUUAUACAAGCAGGGACAACCUGCGGAAGAGACAUUACUGGAGGCUGGACAGCAAGAGUCUGAGUCUCUUCCAGAACGACACCGGAGCCAAGUUCUACAAAGAAAUCCCCCUGUCUGAGAUCCUCCAGGUAGAACAGUCCAGAGACUACAGCAAUCUGGCUCAGGGCAGCAACCCUCACUGCUUCGAGAUCAUCACAGCCACCAUGGUCUACUAUGUAGGGGAGAACAACGGCGGUCACUACCACAGUCCUGCUGUGGCAGCCUCAGGAGUCGGCAUGGAGGUGGCCCAAGGCUGGGAGAAGGCCAUCAGACAGGCCCUGAUGCCUGUCACCCCUCAGCCCAGCGUAGCGAGUGCUGCUGGCCAAGGCAAAGAUCACAAAGAGCUGUCCAUCAGCAUAUCUGUGUCCAACUGCCAGAUCCAGGAGAAUGUGGAUAUUGCCUCGGUGUACCAAAUAUUCUCUGACGAAGUGCUGGGAUCGGGCCAAUUUGGCAUUGUGUAUGGAGGAAAACACAGAAAGAGCGGGAGAGAUGUGGCCAUCAAGGUAAUUGAUAAGAUGAGAUUUCCGACCAAGCAGGAGAGCCAGCUAAGGAAUGAAGUAGCCAUAUUACAGAAUCUGCACCACCCAGGUAUCGUUAACUUGGAGUGUAUGUUUGAGACGCCGGAGCGGGUGUUUGUUGUCAUGGAAAAGCUGCAUGGCGACAUGCUGGAGAUGAUCCUGUCAAGCGAGAAGAGCAAACUUCCUGAACGAAUCACCAAGUUCCUUGUCACACAGAUCCUGGUGGCCUUAAGACAUCUGCACUUCAAAAACAUUGUUCACUGUGACUUGAAGCCUGAAAAUGUACUACUGGCUUCUGCAGAGCCAUUUCCUCAGGUAAAGCUCUGUGACUUUGGCUUUGCCCGCAUCAUUGGUGAGAAGUCGUUCCGGCGAUCAGUAGUGGGCACUCCGGCUUACCUGGCUCCAGAGGUGCUGCGCAGUAAAGGCUACAACCGCUCCUUGGACAUGUGGUCGGUGGGAGUCAUUGUGUACGUCAGCUUGAGUGGGACCUUCCCUUUUAAUGAAGAUGAAGACAUUAACGACCAGAUCCAGAAUGCUGCCUUCAUGUACCCCCCUACACCCUGGAAGGACAUCUCUGCAGAGGCCACAGAUCUGAUCAACAAUCUUCUCCAAGUCAAGAUGAGGAAGAGGUACAGCGUGGACAAGUGUCUCAGCCAUCCCUGGCUACAGGACUAUCAGACGUGGCUGGACCUGAGGGAGUUCGAGACCCGACGAGGCGAGCGCUACAUCACCCACGAGAGCGAUGACGCCCGCUGGGAGGAGUACGCAGACGAGCACUGUCUUGUUUACCCCAAACAUUUUAUCAUGGCUCCCAACCUGGAUGACAUGGAAGAGGACCCCUAGUGGCACAGGAGGCUUACAACACCACAUGUAUUAAGCGCAGGGAUUGUCACGGGGACUUUUUGCAUGAAGCUUUGGGAGCGGCAGGUUUUCCCUCUUGAACUGUUUGUUGUGAAAACAGAGAGAAGCCGAUCGGGUGGAGAAUCACUCUCCAGAGGCUUUAAACGUGGGGAAAACCCAACAAAAUUUGUAGCGUCAUGCGCUGCUACAAACAGGUGGAGAUGCGUGCCCCAGAAACGCAUUAAGAAACUGUCAGGAGAGGGGAGUGGUCUCACUUCCUUUAUGUAUAGCAUGAAAACAUUCCAUGGAUUUGCUCAAUUUUUGUUCAUUUUUGAUAGCAAUCACAACUAAAAAUACACAAGUCGAACUUAAUAGCUAAUAAUCUUAAUGUAUACACAGUUUUGGACAACUUUGAGUAUUAACGGCUUGAUGUAAGAGAGGAGAUCAGCCAAAAAGAAAUGCCAGGAGUAAAGGGCACUUUUCACAAGGGAUUUACAGUCUGAGAAUGAAACACACAAGUUUGUUCUCAUUUCUGAACUGUUUGUGAGGCUGUCCUUUGGCUUGAAACUGGAACUAUCACAUGUUUGUAUGUUUUUUUAAAUGUAUUUAGUAAUUGUGGUAGGUUUUUGCACUAUAUUACUAUUGAACAUAGCAAUAGAAUAGAAACACUAUUCGCUGCUACACAAAGCAAAACAGUUUUUGCUUUUCCAGUACAAGUGCGAAGUGAUAAUCAGUAGAAAGUUUAUGCAGCUCACACAAUAUCAGCUGCUUUGGCACAAAUCCCAGCAGGUAUUUUUAAUACUGUUAGUGGCAGCUUAUAGUGUGUAAGUUUUAUCAACUUUCUCCUGGAACAAGAGACCCUGACCAAAUAUGUUAACAAAUGUUGUUCAUUUAAGUUUUUCCAAGUGUUUUCCUUGAUUAACAUUGUGGAUAUCCUUUUUUUUGUGAAGGGCAUAACCCUGAAAAUGCAAUAAUGGAGCCAAUAGGUUAAAACAAGCAAUGAACUCUUAUGUUACAGCAUCAUGUAUUUGUGUCCCCUUUUCUGUACUUUUGCAGUGUUCAUGAAUGUGACUUUUGAACACCUCCAAUUUUGAAAUUUGUGUGUUUUUGAUGCUCUGCUGGUGUCCAAAGCAUUGCAUCACCAGAGGUGGCCAGCCUAGGUUUUACAUAGAACAAAAUAUUAGUGUUGAUUUCCUUGUUUGUCAUGUUGUCUGGACCUUUUCAACAUCCCUUCUGUUGUCAGUAGACAAAGUAGAAACUAGGUAUAAUGACAUUUUGGUUCACAUGGGAGUUUGUAAUACUGCAACCUUGUAGUUUGCUCUGUUUGUGUGAUUUGGGAGUAUGUUCCGGUGUCCUGUUGUCUAUUUCCUGUCUUUGUUGCCGCUGGAUUGGCAGGUGUCAGUGUUUUGUAUAUUUCAGUACAUACCAACGGAAUAAAAACUCAGCUGUAAAUGAAA